Messenger RNA from Rhipicephalus sanguineus (brown dog tick), 1379 nucleotides. Its product is annotated as E3 ubiquitin-protein ligase MIB1-like. The record is from RefSeq and is a predicted model, not a curated record. NCBI's taxonomy places the organism in Eukaryota, Metazoa, Arthropoda, Arachnida, Ixodida, Ixodidae. Gene Ontology annotation, biological process: protein ubiquitination. Gene Ontology annotation, molecular function: zinc ion binding; ubiquitin-protein transferase activity. Bases 1 to 1362 code for a protein of 453 amino acids. The transcript is spliced from 12 exons. Gene Ontology annotation, cellular component: cytoplasm.
AUGACCUACAUAUAUGUCAGGUUUCACGGAAUCACCUGCGACGCCUGCGAUCAGAGAAACAUUCCUGGAAUUCGCUGGAAGUGCGACGUGUGUGCCGACUACGACCUGUGCUUGGAUUGCUACAUCGACAACAAACACGCCACCCACGCCUUCUUGCGCUACGACAGGCCUAAUGGCCGAAGCAUAACGGUGCCCCCGAGACAUUUACCGAGCGACGUGGAAGCCGGAGCUAUGCCACAUGACGAUAUCGUCUGCGACGUCUGUCGCGAGGAUGGAAUUUUCGGCACGCGCUGGAAAUGCCUGUUGUGCUACGACUACGACCUAUGUAGUUCCUGCUACGCGGGAGGCAAGCACAACAAAGAACACGCCUUCCUCAAGCUCAACAAGCCCGGCGGCGUUGCAACGAGAGUGCCUCCUAGGAAGACAACGGCCAGGUCACAACUAAGCUAUUUCACACCCGGAGACGUGACAUUCGACGGAAUAUGCUGCGAUUCUUGCGGACGUGAAGACAUGGUGGGACCACAGUGGAAAUGCGACGUGUGCGCCAACUACGACCUUUGCACCUUUUGCUACCUGGCCAAUGAACACAAUCUCGACCAUGCCUUUGUGCGCUUGGACAAGCCCCGUACCAGAGGGAUAAGGGUAUCCCCAAGGCAACAGUCAACCGCAGCUGAGGUGAAGACCGAGUCUCACAGCGAGAAGGCGAGCAUUAAGGGAACCCGGUGGAAGUGCGACGUGUGCCCCGACUACAACCUUUGCACUGACUGCUACACGUCUGACAAGCACAGGCUUGAUCACGGCUUUGUGCUUUAUGACAGUCCUCGUGGUACAGGAAUCAAGGUGUCCCCGAGGCAACAAUCCGCAGAAGCGAGUUAUGCAGCCGUCUGUCACAUAGGAGUCACCUGUGACGCCUGCGGUGAGCGUGGAAUCUUUGGGACCCGCUGGAAGUGCCAACUGUGCAGCGACAACGACCUCUGCACUGCCUGCUACAAAGAAGGAAGACACAGCCAAGAACAUGCCUUCCUGCGCAUCCCGAGGCCCGGCGAUACAGCAGUAAGUGUGCCACCCAGGAAGCCGUUUACAAAAACACAGCCUAAGCACUCGGAUUUCGUGGAUUUCCGGAACCAUCCGCAGAGGAAGAAAGAAGCACCAACGAGAACUGAAGUGCAUCAUGCUGCUCGGACGGAGCAGGAGAGAGAGCUACGCCAAAUCAAGGAAUCCUUAAAUUGCAGUAUUUGCUUGGAGCGCAGGCGAAACGUGGCAUUCCUGUGCGGCCACAGCGCAUGCGCCCACUGUGCCGAGUAUCUAAGUGUUUGUCACAUGUGCCGUGUUCCCAUAGAGAGAAAAAUCACACUCUACUAGAUAAAACUAUCUCGAUA